Scaptodrosophila lebanonensis is the source of this 16047-nucleotide messenger RNA. It is a transcript of the gene HERC2, whose product is annotated as probable E3 ubiquitin-protein ligase HERC2. Lineage: Eukaryota; Metazoa; Arthropoda; Insecta; Diptera; Drosophilidae. Bases 323 to 15355 code for a protein of 5010 amino acids. The record is from RefSeq and is a predicted model, not a curated record. Gene Ontology annotation, molecular function: protein binding; ubiquitin-protein transferase activity; metal ion binding. The transcript is spliced from 11 exons. Gene Ontology annotation, biological process: protein ubiquitination.
GAUAAAAAAAGACUUCUCGGUGAAAGAAAACUACAAUCUAACCCACACACUAAGGUGUGUGUCCGUGCGUGUGUGAAACGACAUUGACAUCGCGGUUGCUAUUAACUGUGCCGCUUUCAAAGCAUAACAAGAACAACUCAGAACAACAAGCUUCUCAACGUUCACACACAAAGACGAUUGCUUUGCCAUUAUGAUUCCUUCCGUAAUUGGAAAGUGGGAAAGAGUUGAGGCUAAUUUCGCCAAUUGAGCUACCCCUACCGGAACCCAAUUAAAAUUAUUUAAGUUGUCCUGCUAAUAGAAAAUUUGAAAGUAGACAAAAAACAUGUACUAUGGCAACUACAACGCAAAUGAAGGCACUGCGGCAGCAACCACUCCCACCGGUGACCUUUAUUUGCGGCCUUUGCCGUACUUGGAUGCAAAGUGGUUGCGGGCCGAUCUUAUUGCCUGUCUACGUAACUCCGCCGAAGCUGCCGUGCUGUGGAAUCAUCUGAUUCAGGACUGUGAGUUAGUAUCUUCGCCAGCCGCAGCAGUAAUGAACGCUCGUGGUCAACUCUCUUACCUAGGCGACGAUGGAAAACACUAUUGCGGGGCUCAGAAGCUUAAGUGCAUCUGCUGCCAGUCGGACUAUUGUGGCCCGCUUUCAGCAUGUAACUGCGAAGGAUGUCGCCCUCUAGACUCAGACACGGCUAUUAGGAAGCUGACUUCGGCUGCCCAGCAAGCCGCAACUCAACAUCAUGGGUCGGAGCUGACGCUAAAUAACUGGCUGUGGAGCCAACCUCCCACGCAACAGGCAAAAAAGGAAUGCCAGCGUAUGCUCAUUGCUGAGCUGCACGAGUUGGCUUUACGUGCAGCCGGAAAUUGUCUUUCAGCGCAGCAGAUGCGCCAGCAGUUGUUUAUAUACGAGCGAUAUUUUGUGGCUCUAAAGCGUACUCAGCAGCAGCAGUUGCAGCAAAAGCAAAAUCUUCUCCAGCAGCAGCAUCAAAUAAACAAAACGGCCGACGCACCCACAAGCAGUGGUAGCAACAGCACUGUGGUAGAAAAAUUAGGACGUCGAGUAAGCGCGCUGCCAUUGCGUCGCGACUCCAAUCACACGCCGGAUUCGUCGGCUAUAGCUACUGCGGGUUCUGGAUACACCCCAAAUGAACAUGUUGCCCUUGGCUUAGCGCGCGUUGGCACACGCGCUGCCCUUAACUUCUCGUUUGCUUUUCUCCGCCGUGCUUGGCGUUCCGGCGAGGAUAUAGAGAUGUGCAGCGAGCUGUUAAGUGAAGCGCUCGAAUCGCUGCAGGAGCUGCCCGAAGCGACGCUCUUUGAUGCGACCGAGGUCUCACCGCUGUGGCUAGAGGUUAUGGAACGCUCCAUUAAGUUUCUGCGUUUGGUUGCACUUGGUGAUCCAAUGGGCGGGCGCUGUGUUGCUCCAAUUGCCGACCGUCAUACGGCGCUAUGCCUGCUACUCGAGCUAGGCGUCCAGAAGGGCACACUAGCGGCCACGUUAGAGUGCGUCGUGUUGUUGCUCUUGUUGUGGGACAAAGAUAAGUCGAGUAAUGACAACCGUGACAUACCGAAAAAGGCUGGUGCACCUCUGUUGCCAAUCUUGCAACGCUACCAACGCAUUAGCGCAGGCGGCUCAAUGGCUGGAGCCACUGUAGCUAACGGUGAUCUCGUGAGUACAACCAGCGCCACAGAAACCUUUCUACGCUUUCUUAUGCUGCCAAAAAGCAGCGCAGCUAUUGUGGACCUGAAGCGCGCUGCGGUUGUCAUCAUAUCGCAUCUGGAUAGAUUGGCGUUGCCACAUAUGCCUAAUUGCGUAGUGCGGGGCCCCCCGCAGCAGGACAGUUUGCGUGCACAGCUUGGGCACAUGGCCCAGCCCGCACCACCUCCACCGACACCACAGGAACAACAACGUGUCUACGUGCUGGGAUGGCCGACGCUUUAUAGGGAGCAGCAUGGCUUUACGGCAGAGCCAGCGCUUCACUGCAGCAUGGGCGAGAUGCCGACCGCUGCGGACAGCGGAGGAUACUCGGCGCCAUUGCUGAAAUGCAAGUUUCAGGUGAAGCAAGUAGCGUGCAGCGAGGAAUUGGUGCUGUUUCUAUCACAGGAUGGCAAGCUUUACAACUGGCGCAUUUCUAAACCAGAGCUCGAGCCGCAGUUGAUCGAAGAGAUUGCACAUGAGCAUAUUGUGACUAUUGCGUCUCACUGUGAGGGUCGCCACUUUCUGGCUAUUGACACACAUCGCAAUGCGUACUCAUGGGGAUCUGGCGAAAGCCAUCGUCUAGGACACGGUGAUUGCCAUGCUCGCGAGUUUCCAACCAAAAUUGUUGCCCUGGACCAUUGUGUAAAGGCCGUUUUUUGUGGCUGCUCUUAUAGCGCCGCUAUUACCAAUAGCGGUAAUUUAUAUACCUGGGGUCGCGGCACUUACGGACGUUUGGGUCAUGGCAACUCGGAUGACCAAUGCCUGCCCGCUAUUGUUAUGGCCGUUGCAGAUCAUGAGAUUAUUGAUGUGGCGUUGGGUAGCGGAGACGCUCACACGCUGUGUCUGACGGCCGAAGGCCUGGUUUAUGCCUGGGGCGACGGCGAUUACGGUAAACUCGGUAAUGGCAGCUGCAACAGUAGCCUCCUACCGAUCAUCAUCGAAACACUGCCGCGUAUUCAACGAGUUUUCGCCGGAGCUCAGUACUCACUGGCGCUAAGUGUCGAUGGUCAGUUAUACACGUGGGGCAAGAGCACGUGCUUGGGCCACCACAUGGUCGAGCGCAACGUCCAGGGCUAUAGCGUUCCUAAGCAGGUCACGGCUUUGCAGCACAAGCGCGUUGUGGAUGUAGCAGUAGGCGUGGCUCACUGUCUGGCGUUAAGCAGCGGAGGUGAGGUAUACGGCUGGGGUUGGAACGAUUAUCAACAAAUCUGCCCUUCUGCUAUCUCCCGGGAACCGCUAUUGCGUGCGCCUUUGAUGAUUACACCGCCCACAGUAAUCGUCAGCGGUGUAGCAUGUACGGCAGGUCAGAGCCUUUUGUGGACCCAGAGUUCUUGGCAAGGUGUACCUCUGCGCGUCCCCUUCGUCAUCGACUUAACCGAACCAACAUUCCGCCUGCUUGAUCAGUUACUAGGAAUGUGCUGCGGAGGACAAGAUAGCAACAACCGCCAAACACCUAACCAGGAGUCCGAAUGUAUUGCAGUAGCUUGCCUAAAUCUUAUACGCUUACAGUUGGUGGCACUCAUUUCAAACGGCGUGGAACCCAAACAACUCGGUUUGGGAAGUGGAAGCCGUUUGCUGGCUAGUCUAAAGACGCGCAUUCUCACACUGGCGGGCGGUACAAAUGUUCUUAAGACCAUACAAGUUGCGGCACAGCAGGCAUUGCAGGAUGGCUGGAGCGUACUACUGCCCACUGCAGCGGAACGGGCGCAGACAUUGACCUCUCUCUUACCUUCGGAGCUGGGUCAUUCAUCGCCGGGGCAUCGCUUUAUGACAGAUCUGCUUGUAAGCUCGCUUAUGGCCGAGGGCGGUCUUGAGUCCGCACUGCAUCAUGCCAUACGCCUGGAGUCCUCGUCCGUAGAUACAGCCAGUGAUGGUGCUCAUCAUCUGCCACUGUUGCACCUCAUCACACGGCUUCUGGGAAACAACGCGGCACUAACGCAAACGCGGCUAGCACAGCGACGAUCACCAACGCUAGUCACCAAGCAUGAGCAAGAACCAAAAGAGAGUUGCAGCAUUGAGCGAAGCAGCCCUAGUUUAAAUUUGUUACACCGCUUCCAGAGGUUGCUAUUAGCACAUAUGCACCAGGCAAGCGGCAUCGCCGACGAGGAUACGAGUGGAGCCGAGGCAUUGCUGGCGCAGUACCUGCACAGCUUGGUUCCCCUCUGCGUAGUCACAUUGCAACAGGCGCACGAGCUUGCACUGCAAGGACGUGAUGUCAGUGACGUUAACGAAGUGCUCAAGUCGGAUAUCUCGGAUGCCCUGCUAUACGAACUGCUUAUGGGUCUUGUGCUGCUUAAGCGUGAUCGUCCUGAAUGCCUCUCCAAGUUCCGCUGGACGCGAGUAUUUGUCCCAUUGUUGCGUGCUCUGGACAAGCUGAACCAUGUCCUGUGCGAGAGCGAGCUCCGAGAUGGUGACGAUAUGGGCUGGCCAGGCAUUAUAUGUCGCGGUGGCCCCAAGGGCGGUGCGACCGGCAACAUACCAGCAACUGAAUCCGAAAUGCAAUAUGUACGUCGUACAGAUCUCGAAAAUCAGUUGAUCGACGGAGGGCGCUGUGUGAUACUUGGUGGCUAUGUGUGCGAUCUUACAGGAUAUGUAAAUGAAUCCCAGGGCUUGCAGGAGCUACUGGCAGCAGGUAUAGGCAAGGACCUGACCGCCGAUCUAAGCGCGCCUGCCACGCGCUGCAUUAUGGAACACAUACUACAGAAUCAUAAGCUAGGCAAAUAUGCAAACGCUACUAGCGAAGAAAAGCACCCGCCUUCAUCGGGUCUCUCUCUUACCCAUUUCAACUCGGAGUGUGCAUUGGCUCAUCUAUUGGGUGUAACCGCAAAUCUCAUGAUAACUGGACCGGCCUUGCAACCGGCGGAGCUUCAGUGUAAACAGCUAAAUAAAUCAUCGAUACUCAGCGGUGGGCUGCUGCUGCUGCAACCAAGCAAUCCCUUUGACGAAGAAAAAGGAGACGCUCGCAGUAGCCAUAGCACAGCCGGAAAUACACCUACUGGCCACGAACCACCGCCAACGCCGUUGCAGCAACCGCCAGUACGUCCUGUUCGCUCUCAGCUUCAGCAGCGCGUCGACAAUUUCAUUGGUGGAUUGGCCGAAGCGCGAUUAGGAGAUAUGCUUGUUGCCGCCUGGACGGCGCUUGCCGAGCGUUACUGCAAGGAGCACAACCUUAUGUGGCAUCAGGAGUUCCCCACAGAGCAUCCUGUGCAAGAGUUGGAGCGAUUACUGACUGCAGUGCUUAUACGCCACCAAUGCCUUGGUGGACUGGUAGUCAACACAUUGGAGGCUAAUAUGCAGUCACAGCCGCCCAAACAACUUUCUGAGAUUAUUCGACUCGUCUACCAGUCUAAAUGGUCUGUAGUACGCACACGCCAGCAGCUGAACCGCAGUUACAAAGAGGUUUGCGCGCCAAUUAUUGAGCGCCUGCGUUUUUUGCUCUACGAAGUGCGGCCGACAGUUAGCUCCCAGCAACGUGGCUUACAACGAUUACCGCUACUGCACCGACUGCCGCGCUUCAAACACCUGGUACGCCGACUGCUGGUUGAGAUGCGUGCCGUCAAGAAGCAGCUGGCCUGCGCCAAGCCCGAAGACAUUCUCAACGUUACAAUCCAGAGCCAGCAGCAGCAGCAUAUGGUCAAGCAAGAGUCAUUAGAACUUUUACCGGUUAACGGCCUCGAGCUAACAACAGAUCUAACAACAGCGACUCCCAUGGCACUCCCUCCCUCAGCUACCACAGAGCACGUAUUAAAGUCCAGCAAUGAUAUUUUUUACGAGCAUGAGCAGGAUGAGAAGAAGCCAGAAAACGAGGCGGAAAUGGAUGAGUCUUCAGCACGCCUGUUGCGCCGCAUCAAUGAGAAACUCCAUUUUGAUGGUGAACUAAACGCAUCAUUGAUGCACGAUAUCGUGGACUUUGCCAUGCAGGACAGCUGUGAUGUGGAAACUGUACGUCGUGCUAUGUAUUGCCAGAUGCAGCGCUACCAGUUGCGCCUCGGCGGCCUACAGUUGUUUCAGCAGUUGCUCGAGGUGCAUGGCCUCCUUGACGCACCUCAAUACAACCUACUUAAUGGCUUUCUGGGACUACAUUUGAAAAAUAGUGGCGGCGUUGGUGCUCAUACAAUGCAUGUUCUCAAACAGCUAAACAUGAUCACAGCCUAUCAGAAGGCUAAUUUACUUUUGGCCCAGUCGCGCAUCAUAGAGUGGGCAGUGCGUGAGCUGCGACGACUCGUAAAUGAGGAGCAGCUGCCACUACGCGGAAAAGAUAGCUGCAACCUAAGCGCCUACGUGCUACUUAAGAAGCUACCGCGCGCACGUUUUUUGCUGAGCGUGUUUGGAUUGUUGGCCAAGGAGCAGGGUGCUAACGAGCUGAGUCUGCUCAUCAACUCAGGACUUUUAGGUACCGUGCUAGGGCUACUGGCACAAACCGGCGGCGAGGGCAUUGCAGCACGCUCACCUUUUGAGCUUACUGUACUCUACGAGGACACCAUGCUGAAGCAGAAGUCAAGCAAGGCACACCUUAGCGGUCCGGAGCUGGCUAAACUUAUGAAAAUCGGCACACGCAUUGUGCGUGGCGCCGACUGGAAGUGGGGUGACCAGGAUGGAAAUCCUCCUGGCGAGGGUCGUAUCAUAAGUGAGGUGGGCGAAGAUGGCUGGGUGCGUGUGGAAUGGUAUACUGGCGCGACCAAUUCGUACCGUAUGGGCAAAGAAGGACAGUACGAUCUGCAAUUAGCCGACAGUGCGCUUAACAUCGUUUCGCCUACAGAGCCGGAGCAUGACGAGAUACAUUGCUGCGAGCCACCGCCUACUAGUGAAUCCCAUCCCACAAAGCUGCUUCGCUACUGCGCCUCUAAGUUGUUACAGAUCGUAGCCGUUGGUACGGGUCUGCAUAGCGAACGCAUGGACAAGCACGCAGUGCGCGGUGUCACUAGUAUGUUUCGCACCAUACUCGAUCCCAAGCCGGCAUUGGCUCUUACAUCUCACUGCGUUAGUUGGCUUAAUCUAGGCUUCGUACGUGCCAUUGCAGGUGACUGCCGCACAUUGUCCACCUACAUGAGCUCACCGAGCUGGUUGACGUAUUACAUUGAUCUCUUAGAACAGCCCGCUACAAGCGAGCAACUUGUCUUUCGUCAAAUCCACUGCGUGCGCCUGCUGCAGUGCGCACUUGUGCACUGGUCGCAUCAACAGCAGCAUAUGGGAGCGCUUGUGCGCCAGCUUUUCGCUACUUUAGGAAGGCUUGCUUUGCAUUGUCCUCACGAUACAACUCUGCAGCCACAUGAGGGUAAAGCACGAGUUGUGCUCACUGCCUCACACUCUGGAACCGUGGCCGAAGAAAUAGUUACCCUACUGCGACGGCUGCACACUUUGCCUCAUUGGAAUUCCGUUAUUAACUCCUUUCUUGCCCAAAAACUAUGUGUGGCUGCCGAACUCUUCGGAGAGGAUUCGCCACCAGCUCGACCCCAACAGACUCAAAAACCGAACCAGCACCACGUCCAGCUACUGCUGGACAACGAUCAUGUCUUCGUGUUGGGUGUGCUAAGCACAAUCGGUGGCUACGAUUUGCGACCACGCGUUGGCCUUAACUGCUUUCAUGAAGGGAAUCACAUGACUAUAUCCAGCUUCACUACACGAGGCCGCUGUCUGCUCGCUCACAACAAUCUAAGCGGUCCAGCUGGCGGCCAUUUUGUCAAAGUGGCUCUGUCAUCGCUUCUACCAAAUAUUGACUACAGUGUGUUUAGUCUAACACGUCUACCAAUGAAUGAAAUGCUGCUAAACGCAUGGACAGUGCUACUCUAUGGUCCGCCUGGCGAUGCCAAGGAGGCGAAUUCUACGCCUGAGGCACACAUUGAUCUAGCACUGCUUCGCGCUCAACAGCUUCAUCUGGCCGUGCUCAACACCAACAGUGUUCUCUAUCGACAUCAGGCAGCGCUUCGAAAGAUCCUUAAACAGCGUGCUCCUGGUAUUUUUCAGACAGCUUAUAACACCGAUGGCAGUGGUUCGGAGGAGGAGGCCAAUGUUGCAACGGUGGCCGAUCAGCCCGGUACCAGUGCAGCGACCAAGAACAAGACAAGAACAACAUCAACUGAGAUAGUAUCAAAACUGGAUCAAAACAAUGAUCUGGAGCUGCUCAUCCAAUGCAUUCUGUUGCGUGCUACGCAGCCAUCACCAGUAAAGGCCUGCUACAGUUAUACGGAUUUGGCUACAGCAGCUUUGAAUUGCGUGCAGUCGUUGGCCUGCCAAACACAUUUGGAACUUAGUGAAGGAGGUGGAAGUGGAAUUCAGCCCUGCAUGUCGAUACCAGCGCAGCCCACGAUGGUACAUGGUGUUCCCGUGUAUAAUAUUGCUAACUUAAAUUCCGCCUCAACGGUUAGUAGUGCUAUUGCACCGGAACAUAUCAAUGAACACCGGGCAUUAGCUACUGAUGCACAGCUUAUUGGACAAAUAAUGGAAAUGGGUUUUACACGUAAGUCAGUGGAGCUGGCGUUAAAACAACUUUCAUUGCACCCCGAAACCAUUCCUACUCCUGAGCAAAUAGUUCAGUGGAUUUUGGAGCAUCCGGAUGUGUGCGCCAAUACCAUUGAGGAGCCAAGUGAUUUUCACGAUACCAACGACACCGAAAAGCCCACAGGGACUGGUAAGCGGGACGCAGACGGCGAUUCAGACAAUGAAUGUCUAUCAAGCAGCACUUCCUCGGAUACUGUUGAGGGCUCCUCCCUGCAGGACACUGAACUAUCUCCAAACACAAUUGCAACCGUACCAGGACCCACACCAGCACCGGACAACGCCCCCAUCAAAUUUGAGACUAGAAAGGACUUUCAGACGGCGGAUCAAUAUGCGCUUUACGUGCGCGGCCUUGUCUGCCCGGGAAUGACGGUGCGCUGCUGCCGUGACUUCGAGGAGAUAAAGAAAGGCGAUAUGGGCACCGUUCUUAUUGUAGAUACGGAGGGCUUACAUGAUCUCAACGUGCAAGUGGACUGGCGUAAUCACGGUAGUACCUACUGGGUUUGCUUUGUACACAUUGAGUUGGUGGAGUUUUCGCAUGACCAACAAGCUACUACUCAGCCUCGUCCUCCGCACAUCGGUGUGGGAGCGCGCGUUCGUCUUCGCCCCUCCUGUCGCUUUAUCUGGUCGAUGCAUAUGCGCAUUGGCCGCAGUACUGGGUAUGUCACCGCCGUCAAAGGUAAAGAGGUGACUGUUGAUUUUUUGGAGAUGCCAGGUUGGCAGGGCCAUAUCAACGACGUGGAGCUCGUAAGCGUUCCCGCGUUUACCUCGGCAAUGACAUCAGAUACUCAACUGCCGCAAAGCUCUCAGCCGAUGCCAAAUGACCUUAUUGACGACUGGUCGCGCUGCAUACGAGCCUUAAGCGUGAGUUCUAAUGAGGCUGCCGCUAAACAUCUUUUGGAUGGAAGCGUUCAGGUAUGGCAAAGCUCCUCUAGCGGACAGUGCAAGCACUGGAUACGCCUUGAAAUGCAUGACCACGUACUUGUCCAUCGCCUUACACUUCGAGUAAGCCCAGAGGAUCACUCGCACAUGCCUUCGUUAGUAGAAGUUCGCGUUGGUGAGUGCGUAGAUAGUCUAAAGGAAUACACAUGGAUACCUAUUAAAUCAACUGCUACCAGCGUACUCCUUAUGCAGGAUGUGCGCCACUACUUUCCUUGGAUCGAGAUCGUCAUCAAGCAAUGUCAAAACAACGGUAUUCAAUGCAAAGUUCACGGUCUAGAAAUCGUAGGACGUCGCCAGCAACCGGAUCUGGAUCAUAUGCUGACAAAUGCGCAGUUUUUGGCUUGUGAGUACACCGGCCUUGCCAGCGUUGGUCCUAGCGCUGAUGGAUGCGUAUCUCCUGAUGCAAGAAGUACACCUCAAAACGAACUUCCCUGCACUGUCAUGGUUUGGGGCCUAAACGACAAGGAGCAGUUGGGUGGUCUAAAGGGUUCCAAGGUCAAAGUACCUACCUUCUCACAGACCAUCAGCCGAUUGCGUCCCAUUCAUAUAGCUGGAGGCUCAAAGUCGUUGUUCGUGGUAUCACAAGAUGGAAAAGUAUACGCCUGUGGUGAAGGAACCAACGGCCGAUUAGGUCUUGGCGUCACCCACAACGUCUCCAUGCCCCACCAGCUGCACGUGCUGCAUCAAUAUGUAGUUAAAAAGGUGGCUGUACAUUCGGGUGGAAAGCACGCUUUGGCUCUAACCCUGGACGGAAAAGUUUUCAGUUGGGGUGAAGGCGAAGAUGGUAAACUAGGUCAUGGCAAUCGCACCACAAUCGACAAACCGCGCUUAAUAGAGGCCUUGCGUUCCAAAAAGGUACGCGACAUUGCUUGCGGCUCUUCGCAUAGUGCAGCCAUUACUUCGCUGGGUGAACUUUACACCUGGGGCUUGGGCGAGUAUGGCAGGUUAGGCCAUGGUGAUAAUGGAACGCAGCUGAAACCCAAGCUGGUCACGGCGCUUGUAGGCAGACGAGUCAUUCAAGUGGCCUGCGGCAGCCGCGAUGCGCAAACACUGGCACUCACCGAAGAUGGCGCAGUGUUUAGCUGGGGUGAUGGUGAUUUUGGAAAGCUAGGCCGCGGUGGCUCCGAAGGAUCAGCAACUCCCCACGAGAUUGAGCGCCUGACAGGUAUUGGAGUUAUUCAGAUCGAAUGUGGUGCCCAAUUCAGCUUAGCGCUUACCCGUGCCGGCGAGGUGUGGACCUGGGGCAAAGGCGACUACUACCGUCUAGGACAUGGCGGAGAUCAACACGUGCGAAAACCACAGCCAAUUGCUGGUCUGCGUGGUCGACGCGUCAUACAUGUAGCCGUUGGGGCUCUACAUUGCCUUGCCGUCACUGAUGCAGGUCAAGUAUUUGCAUGGGGUGACAAUGACCACGGUCAACAGGGCUCCGGAAACACGUUUGUUAACAAGAAGCCGGCUUUGGUUAUCGGUCUGGAUGCGGUCUUUGUAAAUCGUGUGGCUUGUGGAAGCUCGCAUUCGAUUGCAUGGGGCUUACCAAACGCAACACUGGACGACGAAAAGCGUGGACCCGUGCCUUUUACCACAACACGUGAUCCCUUGGGUGGUAGUAGUCUAGCUAUCUAUGAAGCAGAGCCACUCGGUUCGGGUGGCUUAGCUACUACAGGAUGUAAAUCAGAUUCCAAAUCUACACACGGGACAAUCACCAGUCUCAGUGAAAGUUUGGUAUUAGAAACGCCGGCAGCGCGGCAGACGGCGCUGAACUAUGUUUUAAAAGCUAUGAGCAUCCUACAGGCGCGUCAGCUGAUAGUCGCUGCCCUAACUAGCCACAGUAAGGUCAACUACAACGAGAAGCAGACGCACGAGUUUGAAGUCGAUCACGCAUCCACAACUGCGGUAGGAUCGUUAAAGGAGCUGGUAGCUCCCACUGGCGAGAUGAUUGCUCAAGGUGGUGGAGAGGCGCCAGCUGAUGCAACUGAUCCUGCUCUGCAGGAGGUCAGUCCCGACGGGCUGGAUACCGCAAUUCCGCCACCGCCGUCAACAUGCCCCCUCAGCGCAUUCCAGAGCCUUACCGGUUCGCUUUCUAUGUCUACAUCACUGUCUAGUAGUGCGAUGCCUCACAAGCAUUCCCGUAUGUCUGCUAGCGCUAUGUCAGUAAUGGCCGCUACCAUGACGCAGCAAGAGGACAUGAUGGCACCUAUAAGCAGCAUCGCUGGAUUGGAUGACUUUACCUCCCUUCUUGGUGAGGCUGAAGCCAAAACUUUGGUGGAUCUCCUCAAGCUUGCCGUAUGCGGACGCACUGGUCCGAUGAGUACCGUCCAGACUAUCGCCGAGACCCUCAUCUUACUAGGAGCUGGCACGCCGACUAUCGGUGCCAUGUUAUUGGAGACGUGCAUAACCGAAUUGGAGGAUCUAUGCACUUCGCGCCAUUGUCUGGGUAAGGUUCCCAAACCCGUUAUGCAGGAGAGUAGCCACCCUUACGUCGACAAUGUGAAUGUGACAGGCGUAGUGCGAAUUCCAGGUGCAGACAUGCUUCGUCUUGAAUUUGAUAGCCAAUGCUCCACGGAAAAGCGAAACGAUCCGCUUGUUAUAAUGGAUGGUGCCGGUCGCGUCGUUGCCAUGCGCUCCGGUCGCGAAUUCUCGCACUGGGCGCCCGAGAUACGUAUUACUGGAGACGAGUUGCGCUGGAAAUUUUCGUCGGAUAGCUCAGUAAAUGGCUGGGGUUGGCGCUUUUGGGUGCACGCCAUCAUGCCUGCCUCGACGUUGAGCGAAAGUGGUUCGGAUCGAGCCGUGCUAUCACAGCCGUCUAUGCCGUUAGUGAUGGCGUUGCUAGAUGCGCGCCUAGGACCUCAGGAGACUGGCGUGCUUUUACGAUUGGCUGCAGCUCUAGCCACCUGUGCUCAGUUGAGCGCACUAACUACGGCUCAACGCAUUUGGGCUUUAAAAAAGCUGCAUGCUGUUCUUCUGCUGGAGCAUGCACCGCGACCGCACGACCCAACGCUGACCGCCAUUGUAGUGCCACUUAUCCCAGAGCUGUUACGGCAGUACGAGUAUGAGGAGCCACAGGUACGGGGUGGCAUACAUUUGAUGCACUCAGAUUACUUCAAGACGCUUGCAGCGCUCGCCUGCGAUAUGCAAAUAGAUGCUAUGUUGCCCCCUGGCGAUGUACACAAAUGGGCAUGGUUCAAACGUUAUUGUAUCGCUGUACGUGUAGCGCAAUCGCUAAUUCGGCGCACAGAGCUACCAAAGAGCUUUUGCCUGGAGGUGCGCAAAAAGUUUGCCGAAAUGCUGCCGCCAGUGCCGCCAUCGCAGUCGCCUGGUGCUUCGCUGAUGAAUUCUACCACAUCGCUGUCUUCUAGCACAACCAGCAACGUCACACCACCACCCCCUCCACAGCCAUCGUUGGGACACCUUAGUCAGUACAUCGAUGCAGUGAUAGUUCUGCGGGCACAAGAAGGCUCUGCCUCGGCAUCCGCCUCCCUGAACAGUAGUGUCCUUAACUACAUGCUACCAUACAACGAACAACUCCAAUGCUUGCACGAGGACCACUCACUUUUCAAGGAACAACACGAUGCACAGCUGUUGCAGUGGCUGAACCGUCGUCCCGAUGACUGGGCGCUUUCAUGGGGUGGGGCUAGCACCAUAUACGGAUGGGGUCACAACCACCGCGGGCAACUGGGAGGCCUAGAGGGCAGCCGCAUUAAAACACCUACGCCAUGCGAGGCGCUUAGCCUGCUACGACCCGUACAGCUGGCUGGUGGGGAGCAAUCGUUAUUUGCUGUUACACCGGAUGGAAAGUUAUUCGCUACGGGCUAUGGUUCCGGCGGCCGUCUGGGAGUCGGUGGCACAGACUCUUGGGCCAUUCCUACUCUAGUGGGCUCAUUGCAGCACGUCUUUAUCAAGAAGGUUGCCGUUAAUUCAGGUGGCAAGCAUUGCCUAGCCCUGACAACGGAAGGUGAAGUGUAUGCAUGGGGCGAAGGUGAGGAUGGUAAACUCGGUCACGGAAACCGAAUGAGCUACGAUAGGCCCAAACUAGUGGAGGAUCUGAAUGGUAUGAGUGUUGCUGACAUUGCCUGUGGCAGCGCACACUCAGCCGCUAUCACAGCAUCGGGCCACGUACUGACAUGGGGCAAGGGACGAUACGGGCGCUUAGGUCACGGAGACUCUGAAGAUCAACUGCGACCAAAGUUAGUCGAGGCCCUAUUGGGUUAUCGGGCCAUCGACAUCGCCUGUGGAUCUGGAGAUGCUCAAACGCUGUGCAUCACCGACGACGAUAACGUAUGGAGCUGGGGUGACGGCGACUAUGGAAAACUAGGCCGCGGCGGCUCCGACGGCUGCAAAGUUCCCUUUAAAAUUGAAAGUCUGGCUGGCCUCGGUGUUGUCAAGGUGGAAUGCGGAUCGCAAUUCUCUGUAGCGUUGACUAAAUCUGGCGCUGUCUAUACAUGGGGCAAGGGCGACUUCCAUCGCUUGGGCCAUGGUUCCGUAGAUCACGUGCGCAGACCUAAAAAAGUGGCCGCAUUGCAGGGGAAAAAAAUUAUCUCGAUUGCCACAGGAUCGCUACAUUGUGUCGCAUGUAGCGACAGUGGCGAGGUUUACACAUGGGGUGAUAACGAUGAAGGUCAGCUCGGCGACGGUACUGUAACUGCCAUACAGCGUCCACGGUUAGUCACAGCACUACAAGGUAAACACAUUGUUAAAGUAACCUGCGGGUCGGCCCAUACUCUUGCGCUGUCUACGUCACAGCUUACGGAGCGACUACGCCCACUGCCCAAUCCACCCCUAGAGUAUGAUCUAGUGCGUGACUUGCCUCCGGAAGCAUUACAUGCCCGCCUGAUACUAUUACACCAUUUUUCGGAACUGUUGUGUCCCUGUCUUGCAAUGCUGCCUAUUACAGGCGAUCUCAGCCUAGGCGCUCUGAAGGACGUGCUUGUCUAUAACAUUAAAGAGGCGGCCUUCCGAAAGGUAAUUCAGACCACUAUGGUGCGUGAUAAGCAGCAUGGCCCGGUCAUCGAGCUAAACCGUAUUCAAGUUAAACGCUCACGCAACAAGUGCAAUGGAUUGGCCGGCGUAGAUGGCAUGAAAAGCGUCUUCGGGCAGAUGGUUCAAAAACUGCCGUUGCUCACGCAGGAGGCCCUUUCGCUACCACAUCGUGUGUGGAAGGUGAAGUUCGUCGGCGAAAGUGUCGACGAUUGUGGAGGCGGCUACAGCGAGUCCAUUGCUGAAAUGUGCGACGAACUUCAGAAUGGCAGCGUUCCAUUGCUUAUAAACACACCUAAUGGGCGUGGCGAAGCCGGAGCUAAUCGGGAUUGCUUUCUGCUUGAUCCCACACUAACAUCGGUGCUACAAAUGAACAUGUUUCGAUUCCUUGGCGUCCUUAUGGGUAUUGCAGUACGCACUGGUUCACCAUUGAGCUUAAACCUUGCUGAGCCAGUUUGGCGUCAAUUGACUGGCGAGGCACUACGUCCAACCGAUCUCACAGAGGUAGAUCGUGACUAUGUAGCAGGCCUCCUCUGUAUACGGAAUAUGGAUGAUGACCCAAAAGUUUUUAACACUUUGGAGCUGCCAUUCUCGACAUCGUCGGCUCGCGGCCACGAGGUACCGCUGUCCACACGUUACACCCACAUCUCUCCCAAAAACCGAGCAGAAUAUGUGCGUCUUGCACUUAAUUUUCGCCUGCACGAGUUUGAUGAACAAGUUAAAGCAGUGCGUGAUGGCAUGUCGAAAGUCAUACCCGUUCCGCUCCUAUCAUUAUUUUCCGCCGUUGAGUUGCAGGCCAUGGUCUGCGGCUCCCCAGAUAUUCCACUAGGCCUGCUUAAGUCGGUAGCCACAUACAAAGGAUUCGAUCCAAAUUCAGCGCUAGUCUCUUGGUUUUGGGAGGUUAUGGAGGAAUUUACCAAUCAGGAACGAUCGCUCUUUCUGCGUUUUGUAUGGGGUCGUACGCGACUGCCGCGAACAAUAGCUGAUUUCCGUGGACGCGAUUUUGUGUUGCAAGUAUUGGAAAAGAACCCUCCUGAUCAUUUCUUACCAGAAAGUUAUACGUGCUUCUUUUUGUUAAAAAUGCCGCGCUACUCUUGCAAGGCUGUACUUCUCGAAAAACUCAAGUAUGCAAUACAUUUUUGCAAAAGCAUUGAUACAGACGAAUACGCACGAGUGGCCAUGGGCGAACCCACCGAGGCAACAGGCAGUGAAGACAAUAGCGAUCUAGAGUCCGUUGUUAGCCAUGAUGGUUAAGCGAUGAUAUAUAUUCAUACUCGAACCGACCAUAACACGCAUCGAUUAAUGUGGAUAAAACCCUGUACCCAAAGGCUAAAAAAUGUACAUUACGUUUGUGCAAAGUAUGCAACAGAAAGAAGGAAGCAUUUCCGACCCCAUGUGUACAUAUAUGCAUAAUCAGUAUGACGAAACAAAUUGAUCUAGACAUGUCCGUCAGUGCGUCUGUCUGUCUGGAUGAACGCCUCUAUGUAAGAAACGGAUGAGCCUUCAUUGUCUAAACUUGGUUUAUACACCCCUAGUCCCUAGGCAACAUGAUUUAUGUUCAUUUGUUUUCAAUUUACAAUAUUUACGAUUAUACUCUAGUACUAUGUCGAUGUAGGAACACAUAUUACAAGUCGGUGGAAGCUUGUUUGAGUACAGGGUAACUUUACUGUCGGACUAACCCGACUGUAACAUUAUUUCCUGUUCUUAAAUUUAAGUUUUCGGUGUCAUUGAGAACGAUUAGCAGGAAGCUUUAAAUGAUACUACUUUGAUGCAAUUACUAAUCAGGAAUCGAGCCUAGGCAAGUUGACAUUCAUCGAUAAAACUUAUGCACAUAUAGAAAUAUCGUAUAUGCGUAUGUGUACGUAAAAACAAAUGAUUUUAUCACCAUUGGCACAAGGUGGAUUCAUCCCUAUUUUAACAUACAUAUGCACUUAACUGAAUUCGUA